Messenger RNA from Hipposideros armiger (great roundleaf bat), 1013 nucleotides. It is a transcript of the gene HRCT1, whose product is annotated as histidine rich carboxyl terminus 1. NCBI's taxonomy places the organism in Eukaryota, Metazoa, Chordata, Mammalia, Chiroptera, Hipposideridae. The coding region runs from base 208 to 537 and encodes 109 amino acids. The transcript has a single exon. The record is from RefSeq and is a predicted model, not a curated record.
CCUCGGCCUCCUCAGAGUUAACAGUUGGCUGGCCUCGCCCUUGGCCAGCAACUCCCGCCCAAAGAGGCUCUGUCCACAUUCCCUGGCUGCUUUCCAGCCUGCAGGAGCUGAGACAACAAAGUCCAGUGACUGGGAGGGCUGAGCAGAGGCCGCUGAAGGGGAGGAAGCAGCGGGAGCCACAGAGCGAGGGGACUGUCCAGCUCCCCGAUGCUAGGCCUCCUGGGGAGCACGACUCUCGUGGGCUUGAUCGCAGGCACUGCUGUGGCCGUUCUGCUACUGCUGCUUCUGCUCGCCACCUGCCUACAUGGUGGGCAGUGGGACAAUGACGUGGAGAGAAACCAUCAGGCUGGAAGGAGAAACCGAGUCCGGCGGAUCCAGCCUUGGCUCUUCCCAGGCCGGGGCCACCUGGGACGCUUUCACCAUCCCCAUCUUCCUGGCCAUGUGUCUCACAUGCACCAUGCAGGCCUCCAACACCACCACCUGCACCACCAUCGCCACCACCAAGCCCACCUCCAUGCCCACCGAGGCCACCGUUGAUGCCUGUGGAUGGCAACCGCCGCCUGCCCUACCAUCUCCAGGACGAAUGGACCCCGUGUUCCUCUGCAGAAGGUCACCUCUCUGUGGUGAACACUGGGUGCUCUGCUUGGGUCCUGCUUGGGCUUCAUUAGCAUACGGUGCCCCAGUGAACCACAGAGGCAAAGGACAGAGGAACACCUGGGAUGGCCCAGCGUGCACUGGAGGGUGAGGGGGGUGAGAGCAGGGGUGGUCCUUUGGGGAUGGGCACCACCUUGGGACUGUUAACUCCCAGAGGGCACCAGAAGUGCACCGAUGUAUGCCGAUGCAUGAAAGAUGGCCCAUGCUCUCUCUGAAGUGCUCCUCUUCUGACUUCCUCAAGCCUCUGGUGGGGAGUAGAUGGGAGGGACCCCAGCAAUGCCCUUUCAUUUGGAGAAGGUAGUAUGAGGCUGCACAAUUUACUGGUGCCUUAAUGCAAGAAAAUAAAAAACCUCUAAGAA